Morchella importuna is the source of this 1815-nucleotide messenger RNA. RefSeq lists its product as uncharacterized. The transcript has 3 exons. Bases 1 to 1815 code for a protein of 604 amino acids. Lineage: Eukaryota; Fungi; Ascomycota; Pezizomycetes; Pezizales; Morchellaceae. The record is from RefSeq and is a predicted model, not a curated record.
AUGGCAUCCACCGACUCGAUCACCACUCCAAACGUCCCGUCAUCAGUGACAAGCAGUCCGCUGCAAGAUAAUAUGAUGUGUGGGAAAGUAUUCACUGGAGUAUCACUGGAAGAUAUUCCGAAAUCAAAUAUAUUCACCUCUAAGCUCCCACCGGACCCAAAAUUCCCAACCCCCGAGAGCUCGGCCGAAGCUCCAAGGAGAGCUCUUGGUCCUCGUAUGGUCAAAGGUGCAUUUUACACCUAUGUCCGUCCCGAACCAUGUGAGCAGCCACCGGAACUACUCUCUAUAUCAAAAGCCGCAUUCAAAACACUUGGUAUCAAUCCUGCCGAGGCUUCCAGGCCCGAAUUUGUUCAUUUGAUGGCAGGCAAUGGCGGCUUUGAGGAUAAAAUAUAUCCGUGGGCACAGUGCUACGGUGGUUGGCAAUUUGGACAGUGGGCCGGUCAGCUUGGCGAUGGCAGGGCAAUUUCCUUAUUCGAGGUCACAAAUCCAGAAACAAAGGAGAGAUACGAGUUGCAACUCAAAGGAGCGGGCAAAACUCCAUACUCUAGAUUUGCCGACGGGCGUGCGGUGCUACGGUCUAGUAUCCGCGAGUUCAUCGUGAGCGAGUAUCUCCACAGCAUUGGAAUACCAACCACGCGUGCUCUCAGUCUUACUCUACUUCCUGGAGUCGAAGUCGCAAGGGAGAGGAUGGAACCAUGCGCAGUCGUAUCGAGGUUUGCACAGAGCUGGAUUCGAAUUGGUACCUUUGAUCUGCCCCGAGCGCGAGGCGAGCGAGAAAUGUUGAGGCAAUUAUGUGAUUAUGUUAGAGAUGAGGUUCUGAAGCUUCCACCACAUGUAUCAGAAGUGGGAAAGCCGAACAGAUACGAAGUUAUGUAUCGAGAGGUUGUUAAGAGGAAUGCGAAAACCGUUGCAUACUGGCAGGUGUAUGGCUUUAUGAACGGUGUACUCAAUACUGACAAUACCUCUAUUCUUGGACUAUCUCUCGACUUUGGGCCAUUUGGUUUCAUGGAUAACUUCGACCCGAGGUACACCCCCAACCAUGACGACCAUCUACUACGCUACUCUUAUAAAAAUCAACCUACAAUAAUUUGGUGGAAUCUUGUUCGUUUUGCCGAAUCCACUGCGGAGCUCUUCGGCGCGCUAGAUGUCGAUGACCCAGUCUUUAUCAAAUCUGGUGUUCAAAGUCAACCCGAAGGCGAUCUUCUCGUUAAGCGGGCUGAAAAGAUUAUUGAAGACGUUUCAGAAUCAUAUAAAAAGACCUUUUUAGAUGAAUACAUUCGCCUUAUGACAAUAAGACUCGGCCUUAAAGAAUCUCAAGAGAAAGACAUGGAUGAACUCUUUACGCCAUUAUUGGAGCUUAUGGAGAAGCUCGAACUUGACUAUCAUCACUUCUACCGUCGCCUCUCAAAACUCCCUGUCCGAAAGAUCGUAUCAGAACUCUCCCCAGAGUAUACUGGACUCGAUGUAUUCCUCCAAGAAGACGGCUCCCAUGGCGGUUAUACCCCCCCACAGGCUCGAUCCCAGAUUACUACUUGGCUACAAACCUAUGCAAAAAGACUAGAAAAUGAAGGAAGCGAGGACGAUGCUCGAAUAGAACGUAUGAAGGCUGUUAAUCCGGCCUUUGUGCCAAGGAAUUGGGUUCUCGACGAAAUCAUACAGAGGGUGGAAAAGAAGGGUGAGCGUGAUGUAUUGAAUAAGGUUAUGGAAAUGGUUGAGAGGCCCUACGACGACUGGGAAGAUGAUGAGGAUGGUAAAAGAUGGGUAGGAGAUGUUCCUAUGUCGGAGAGGCAAAUCCAGUGUAGCUGUAGCAGUUAA